CCGACGAAUGGACGAGUGGCGAUGACAAUGAUUCUAGUGCUGGAAUGGAUACUGAGGAUGAAGCCGGAGUUGCUGAUUGGACCGAUUUUGGUUCAUUUGAUGUUGACACUGACGAUCAACGUCCUGCUCUCAUCCGGAAAGAAAGUAAAGAUUUCAAAAAAAGUGCCAAGAAUUCGAAAUGGUUGCAAGGAUCGCUAAUUUCAGCUGUAGGAAAUAUGGAUUUAAUAGUUUUUGCUCAUGCGCAAAGGGUAGUUUCAGUUGAGAGAAAUCCUUCAGAUAACACUUUUCAAAUUAUUUCACAGUUCAACACGGCUGAUUCAUCUUGGUCUCCUCCGGCCUAUAUUCGUUGUUUAUGUGUACUGCCAAUGAGUUGUACAAGGAAAACGGAAACGUCGUUAUAUGAUUGGUCAGCGAUUGUUGUUGGGAUGAGCAAUGGAUAUGUCCGAUUUUUUACGGAAAAAGGCUUGCUGUUACGUUCGGAUCACGUAUCUGAUAGUCCCAUCGAAGAAAUUCGUCUUGGGAAAUCAGUGAUGGCUGGAAAUCAAGAAUUAGCGGUGAUGUCACAAACCGAUUUGACAUGUAUCGAAGGUCUUUCAUUAUACGUAGCGUUGAAGGCAGCGAAAAGUCAACUUGCCUGUGGUGAGAUGGAUAUUGAGAAAGUAGCAGCUAAUGCGAAGUUAAAUAUUGAAAAGCUGAAGUUCGAAUCUGGUAUAAAAGUGGUUGAUUUCGGUAUUUCGGGUCCGUUGAAAGCAACUUGGUUCGAUCUUCACAGUGCCGCAACACUUUCGCCUCAGGGUUAUAAAGCCAAAAUAGAACGAUCAUCACUUCCUCUUUAUUCAACAUAUGUUUUUGUUGGACAGUCUCCCUACGUGGGCUUUGGUUGGCAUACGCCAGGCGCUUCGCAGAAUGUUUUAAGUGAUGCUUUAUUUGCUCUAGGAAAUCAGCUUACAUCGUCUGUUGCAUCAAGCAUGCCAUCGUUUGGUAUACGUUCAUUUCUGGGUAUAGGCACAUCCCGGAAAGAUCGUCAACCGAUUGUCGAAAUUAAACCCAGUGCUGUGAUACCAAUGCGUUCGUCUAUUGUUGAUGGCAAGCGCGAAGGUGAACGCAUAUAUAUGGCACCAGCAAAGUAUAAACUUGCUGCAGUUACAGAUUCAUUAGCUCGUGUGGCCUUAAUUGAUAUUAGAACUCGUCAUAUGGUGCGGAUGUGGAAGGGAUACCGCGAUGCACGUUGUGCCUGGUUAGAAGGUGUAUCCACACUAGACCGAAAGAAAAGUCGAUAUGAACUUGAAGUACAACCAUCGACUGCUUUAUUCCUGAUAAUAUUUGCACCCAGACGUGGUUUACUUGAAGCUUGGAGUAUGCAGAAUGGAAGACGAGUUUUUGCGUCAACGGUGGAUCGACAUGGUCGAUUAAUUGGUAUACCGCGACUCAGUGAUCAUUUAUUAGGUUGCGAUGAACGGGCUGCAUCACAUUUGCCAUCUGUUUUUUUUCUGUCAUCGAAUGGAACUAUCCAUCAUCUGUGGAUUCCUUUCCAUCGUGCAUUAUCGGACGAAAGUGGAUCUGCUAUUCAUGAUUCAAGCAUCGUUAAAGAGAUUAAUCGCAUGAUAAAAGAUGGCACUGUAGAAGACUUUUCAACGUGGUUGCAAUUUUUCCGAGCUCUAAAGACCAUUCCUGCAAUGAGAGAAAGUGUGGACAUUCUGUGGCGGGACUGUGACAUCGACUCUUGCAGGCUUUGUCCUAUUAUGACUUCCGUUCUACAACAUGUGGAAAGCUUUCAUGCUGUGAAGAAGUCGUCAGAUAGUGGUAAUUUGGUGAUUUAUGUUGCUACAGUUUCACGGUUACUUGAUAUUUAUGUAUAUUUGCUUAAAAUGAACACUGAACAGGCGGACACGGGGAAUGAAGAAUUCGAAAAGAUUGAUAUUGCUGAAAAACUCUCCAUCAAUAAAGGGAUAUUGAAUUUAUGCCUACAGAGAAUUUCCGAGUUUCACACCGGAAACAAUUCUGCGAAAGAUAAAACCCUCACAUUUGCUGAAUUCAUAUUUCAUUUUGAUUUGACUCAAGCCAAUCUGGUAGCACCAAAUCGAAAACGAUUGAAAAACAAGUUGGUCAAAAAAACUGCUGCAUUCGGUAAUCUCCUUUUUGAUGGAGUAUUAACGGGACAUUGUACGGUCCAGCACUUUGUAAACUAUGUAGUACCACAACUCGGCUUAUCGGAAGAAGAUUUUGCGGAUGCGUUUUGUGCAUAUUGGCUGAGUCCAUGUGAUGAUCUUAUUCAUCGUUUGCCACGUGUUCUAAUUUUGUGUAAGUAUUUAUCCGAAAUUGAUUCUGAUGGACAAUCUUGGUUAACCAAAGUGGAGCGAAAUAUUCUUAACAGCCAAGAACUUGGUGCAGCUCUAGCGUUAUGUUUGGUUGCACGAGGUGUUGCAUUUACUCAGAAGCAUUCAUCACCUAAUAAAAUGAGCAGCAGCAAUGAAUUGAAUGACGAACCACUUCAUGAGGAUUGGGAUGAGGUGGAGUUAACGCUAGAAUGGUGGGAUUUGCUUUUAAGACAUCUGCAAUGCAUGAUUGUUCUUAAAGCAUUACCCGGUCACUUUCGAGUUUGCCUUUCAGACUUGAUUAAUGGCGGUCCAGCUUAUUAUAGAGAACAGAUUGGUAGAUGGUCAGCGGGUUUUAGCUUGGAUCCGGAACAUCUUUAUGAUAUUUUCGAUGAUCCGACGAUAGUAAAUCCGGAAAUAAGUUGGGAAGUUACAAUUGCUGAAUUGCGAAAAUUGUUUCCAAUAAGUCUUUUACCAGAACUUGUCGUAUGUGAUUGUGCUUGGGAAUGUAUUGGUGCGUGGAGACGUCACAAAGAGAAGAAUGAGGCUUACAGAUUGUUAGAAAAAGCGGUAAAAUUUGUGGAGCUUUUGGGUGAAGCAGGUGUACUGCAACAUGGCAUCUGUUUUAUGCUAUGGGAUACGUUUCUUCGUCAGCCUUUCCGAUAUAUUUAUGAUUUUUUAAAUCGGAAGUCGUCGAAGUUUAAAAAACUGGAGGGUUGCCGAAUAGAUCUGGAGCAUUUCUCUCCCUGCUGUACGAAAGUUUUGCGAUUGUUACGGAAUUCUGUAAGAUUUGCAGAAACAGUGGAUGAAAAUGAGGAUUCAUUAAAUGCUUCAACUGGCUGUAAUUUAUUCGAAGAUUUUACUGAAGCAGUGUUUGAAUUUCAGCGGCGUAAACAAACUAAACCAAAAAAACCGUUAAGUCUCAUGGCUGGGCUUCAAAAACCGGUGAAUUAUCCGCUUGUUUGUUAUCAUCAUGAUCUUGCGAUGGUGAUUGAAUUGCAAGUUGCUCUGGAAGAGUGGCCUCCAGGACCAAAAUAUUUGUUCGAUUCAGUUGGUGAACGGGCAUUUUUUGAAUCAUUUUAUGCUCACCCAUUGAUUCCGAUGGAAAGCGUUGCGGAGAAUAUCCGGGAAAAGAGAAUGGACUUCCUGAAGAAAUGUGUCUCGCAUAAUGGUUCACCAGAAUUCACUCGUGAUCUACGUUUUCAUAUUUAUGAUUUAACUAAUGAUUGGGUGCUUAAUGCUGACGAAAUCAAGAGCAAGGAAGUUAUUACAUUAUUCCAAAAAGGCCUUGACAGCGAAGCAAAAGAUGUGUUAAAGGUGAUGGAAAAUAUGGAACUUUUGCCUUACGAACUUUUCGACGUUGCUAUUGCACGUAUCCGGAAAUGGUUCGAUACAAGCGAGAAAGAGGAUCUUAUGAUGCGUGGUUUAAGGAUGUCAUGUAUGAAUGAUCGGAUGAUGAAAUAUAUUCGUGAAUCAAAAAUGGAAGUUGUUCUGGUGCCACCAGAUGAUAUUAACCAACUCAUGCGUCAAAUAAGAAUGUGCUUAGGUCGUGUGGAGCCGAAUGAUCAAGCAGUUAAAAUUAAUCGUCUUACUUUCGAUUUCGAAAAACUUAUAACAGUGAUUCAAUAACAUUAUUUUUAUUCUUUAUUUGCACAGGUGCCAUUUUUUGUGCUGCUUGCCUAUUCGUUGCGAAAAAAAAUCGGU
Molecule: messenger RNA, 4019 nt
Organism: Loa loa (African eye worm)
Lineage: Eukaryota; Metazoa; Nematoda; Chromadorea; Rhabditida; Onchocercidae
Exons: 25
Coding region: 45-3944 (1299 amino acids)
Biological process (GO): regulation of GTPase activity
Source: RefSeq, a predicted model, not a curated record